AUGGGAAGCAAACAAGAACUUUUCAAUGUCUCUGAUUGUGUUAUUGGGCUGACAUCUUUGAUGGAUAGUGAACAUAUGAGAUCUUUCAACAAGUGUACCCAAAGUGAAUUCGCCACAUUAGAGCUUUCUCAAAUGAUUAGUCUUAUUUUGCAAUCUCACUCUCAUUUCUUCCUUAUGUUAAGAAUACUAUUACUCUAUAUCCUUACAGGAACAAUUUUUGAAAAAACAUUCAUCUACUUGUUUCAGGUAUAUGCUUCUGCUGAAAUAUUAGCAAGCACAAGGGGAAGAGAAAGGAGUUUCGAUGAGUUUUUCGUCUGCGAAAAGGUCUGUACUUCAAAUCGGAUGUUGAAAAAGGUUGCUUAUUUCUCAAAAGAUCCCAUUCCUGAUAAUUGUGUUACUAUUUAUGGUGUGUCUGAUCUUGAUGCAUGUGAUGAUGCUUGUGCUCACACUGUUUGUGUUAACCAACAUCAAGUGCCUAGUUGGAAUGACAUAUGUCUUAGGAGAUGCCAAAGUGAAUGUCUUAAAUUGUCGUCUCAAUCUUCUUAG
This is a messenger RNA of Lathyrus oleraceus (garden pea), 546 nucleotides long. RefSeq lists its product as uncharacterized. The coding region runs from base 1 to 546 and encodes 181 amino acids. The transcript has 5 exons. Lineage: Eukaryota; Viridiplantae; Streptophyta; Magnoliopsida; Fabales; Fabaceae. The record is from RefSeq and is a predicted model, not a curated record.